ACGACUGAAUCAUCUGGGAUUUGGUAGGUAUCAUGUUGAGCAUGGCAUGUGCUUCAACUUUGAUAAAUUGUGAUUUAUUUAAAUAUUUUAAAUAAACCAUGGUGGUUACACACAAUUUCCAGGACCUUUUCGAAGCGUCCUCUAAGACUACAGUGCUCAGUUUACCGAUUGUUAAAGAAAAUCCAUUGAAAAUCGAGUUUCAGAAGUGUGAUGAAAAUGAGACGUUGUACGAGUCUCGGGCGCCUCCGCUGCCGUUUGCAAGCAGCAAUGUGUUUCAUGCCGAUAUUUCGGAUUGGAGGCGCUUGACUGCGGUAAAUAACGACUGUAAAGCUGUUUAUGAGGUCACGUUUGAUGUUACGGGUAGCACCUUCAACUACAAACCUGGUGAUACAAUAGGAGUGAUACCUCAGAACAGCACUGCAGAUGUGGAGCAGAUCCUAGACCACCUCAACCUAAAAUCACAAGCAGAUGACCAAUACACAUUGAUUGUAGACAAAACUCUAAAAGGAGCCAAGAUACCAGUUCAUGUACCUGUGAAAUCUACACUUAGACAUGUGUUCCAAUAUUGCUUGGAUCUUAGGAGUGUGAUUAAAAAGCUCUUCCUCCUAGCCCUGUCAAGGCAUACGAAAGAUGAUAAUGAAAGGAAAGUACUAGAAUAUGUCUGCAGUAAAGAGGGUGCCACAGUGUACACAACACACAUACUCAACAAAAACCUUUGUGUUUUGGAUCUGUUCUCAAUCUUCAAGACUUGUAAGCCACCAGCUGAAGUUCUACUAGCAAAUCUUCCCAGAUUAUUACCCAGACCUUACUCUAUAGUAAACAGUCAAAUUAAAGACCCAAAUACACUCAAAAUAUGUUUCUCAGUAAUGGAUAUUGGGAAUAAUAGAAAAGGUCUCACAACUGGAUGGUUAGAAGAAGUAAUUUCUAGUUCAAAUGUGGACUUAGAAAGUAGAAUAAAGAGUUUGAGCAUCAGUAAUGGAGGCAAAGAAAGUUGUGAUAGUAAAAUACCUAUUUAUAUUAGAAAGAAUAUGUCUGGGUUUUUAAUGCCUAAAGAUUUAGCAUUCCCUAUGAUAUUUAUUGGGCCGGGUACUGGGGUGUCUCCCUAUAUAGGAUUUCUUCAAGAAAGGGAAUGUUUGAAAAGAAAGAACCCUGAGUUAAAUCUCGGUGAAGCUUGGUUGUUCUUCGGUUGCAGAGAUCCCAAGCUAGAUUUUAUUUAUGAGCAAGAGUUGAAGAACUUUAUAGAGAAUGGUAUUCUUAAGAAAAUGAGCACAGCAUUUUCCAGAGUGGACGGUUGUGAAACUAAAUACAUUCAGGAUGCUCUAACACAAAAUGGAGAAGAAUUAACAAAGUUAAUUAAAGAUGGGGCCUCAAUUUUCAUAUGUGGUGACUUGAAAAAUAUGGCGUCGCAAGUAAAAGAUGUCUUAGUUCAAUGUCUAAUUAAAUACGAUGGGAAAACGAAAGAAGAAGCAGAGAAAUAUAUUUUUGAGAUGCAGAAAGGUGAUAAAUACUUUGUCGACACUUGGAGUUAACUUAAUUAGUGUUGACUGUAAAUAAAUAUUUAUUUGUUGCAUCAUAA
Molecule: messenger RNA, 1576 nt
Organism: Pectinophora gossypiella (pink bollworm)
Lineage: Eukaryota; Metazoa; Arthropoda; Insecta; Lepidoptera; Gelechiidae
Product: methionine synthase reductase
Exons: 5
Coding region: 99-1529 (476 amino acids)
Biological process (GO): homocysteine metabolic process
Cellular component (GO): cytosol
Molecular function (GO): [methionine synthase] reductase (NADPH) activity; FMN binding; flavin adenine dinucleotide binding
Source: RefSeq, a predicted model, not a curated record